Messenger RNA from Alternaria rosae, 2953 nucleotides. Its product is annotated as peptidase S8/S53 domain-containing protein. Lineage: Eukaryota; Fungi; Ascomycota; Dothideomycetes; Pleosporales; Pleosporaceae. The record is from RefSeq and is a predicted model, not a curated record. The coding region runs from base 310 to 2838 and encodes 842 amino acids. Gene Ontology annotation, molecular function: serine-type endopeptidase activity. The transcript is spliced from 9 exons. Gene Ontology annotation, biological process: proteolysis.
ACCGCCCCGGCAUGCUACGCCUCCAUCACUGUGGGUGACUGUUCCUUCGGGUUCGAGUCGAGGUUACUCCUUGACUUGGGUCAGGUUACGCAGUUUUGUUUCUGUGCCAGAGAUGGGGCGGUCUCAUUUUGAGUGCCUCCAAAGACGCGUGCGGAUGAGUACACGUAUCGAGAAAUACGUGGGGUAUAAGGGGAUACACUUGAAAGCCAGUUUGGACCUCGACAUCUUCGAGGUUGUCUCAUUCUUCAUCAUAUUGCUUAGCUGAUUCACAGUCAUCUCGUACCGCUUUCCAAACUCCUUAUUGCAGCCAUGAGGCUCAACUUAGCAGUGCUUCUCUUCGUUCCGCUGACGUCGUCGAUGUUAUCUGCUAACGGUAACGCCGCAGAAUCCCUGGAGCAAGUCAAGGGCGAAUCAACAUUACAGAAAGAUGUGAACCCACCAGUUGAUCAACACGCUGUCGUCUCCCAGCUUAGAGGCGUUCCGCUCGAAUCCACCACGGUGGAAGUGCAGCAAGAUGCUUUUUCUGAAACCCGAGUUUACACGGUUUGGGCAAGCGACGUCCACAACGAAGCCCAGGUCAAUGAAACACGCAUUUGGCUCAAGGGCCUUGUCAAAGACAAGGACAGGAUGCGUGACGAGCUAGGAUGGAACUGGGACACUGUCGAAGAUCUCCCCAAAGAAGAGUUUGACAGGCUGUACGAUGAAGGCAGGUUAGAAGAGGAGCUCGACAAUUUCGAAGUGGUGCGUGCAUGGUCAGGCGUGGUUUUGGACCAGGCUGGAUACGAGAAGGUCGCAGCCAAAACGGAAUGGGUAAAGGCAAUCAAGGCCAAUCUACACACUUCGGAUAUGAACGCACGUGCACUUCCGACAAAGAUAUAUACUGUCUAUGCAGCCGACAUCAGGAACGAGGCCCAAGUCAACGAAACCCGAGUUUGGCUGGAAGGUUUAACCAAGGACAGGUCUAAGAUGCGCGAGGACAAGAGGUUUCCCUGGGAUGAGCCCGGGGAUAUACCAGAAGACGAACUCGACAGAUUGUACGAUGAGGGCAGACUCGACGCCGAGCUUGACAAUUACGAAGUAGUCUACGCGUGGGGGGGCGUCGUACUAGACCAAUCAGGGUACGACGAGGUGGUGGCAAAGACGGAAUGGGUGGAGCAUGUCGAGGAUCCGAGUCAAUACCACGAAGUGGAGAUGAUUGCUGUCCCCAGAACGAGUAUGAAGACCACGAGAACUUUGGAAGCUCGGAAGUUCGAAUGGGGAGAUUGGCAGAAGCAGGAGGGGGCAGCGCGUGACUUGGUCCAAGCCAGCUGUUACGAGCUGACACAUCGAUCCAAGGGGAAGCAAUUUGGACGAUUCGACUACAUUCACGAGAAGAGAGCCGGAAAGGGAGCGCAUGUGUAUGUUUUGGAUCAUGGGGUACAGGUAGACGUCAAAAAGGAAAUUGGCGAUAAGGUAUUUCCGGGAUUCGACAACGAGCAGGAUAAUAGCGGUAUCGUAGAAACACGGGCUUUCACCAACCAAAAUGCUGCGCACAACAUUCGAUACGACCAUUCCCCUAAGGGUCACGGAACCAAAGUAGCUUCUAAGAUCGUCGGACAAUGGGGAACCGCAAAGGGAGCGACACUGGUGCCGGUGCAGGUCAAACCGGGCGGAGACGAUAUUGACAGCGGGUUCGAAAGGAUUGUUGCAGAUGUAAUCAGAAGGCGUAGGAAAAUACCAGGGUUCAAAGCAAUUGUCGUUAUGAGCAGGGGUACAGAACGCGCCGUCGGAGACAAUGGUCACAAGGGCUACACACGAGCAGAAGCAGAGAACGAUUACAGAGCAAAGCAACAGAUUCGCUGGAUAAAGGACUUAUUCAAUUACGGAGUCCCCGUGGUGCUUGCUUCAGGCAAUAAUGCCGAAACUGGAAGCCGAAAAAUCAUCGACCAUUUCCCCCAAGUCUUGGAGACGGAUGACUUUCCCAUUCUCAAUGUCGGAGCUGCAACGCUUGCAGGCAAAGCUGCACCUUUCUCGCAAGGCCUGGGUACUCAGCAAGAUCCAGAGAAGCGCACACAGCUGACCAUCUACGGUGUUGGAGUAGAUGUCGACGUCCACGAUCAAUAUGACGGUGCAGCAACGCAGGAUUCGGGUACGUCGUUCGCUGCACCGGCAGUGGCAGGCAUUAUUGCUACACACAUGAACUACGAAUCCUGGGACCAGAGCAAGCAAGGACUCGACCGAGUGAAAGAAAUUAAGAGAUGGAUAACCACGCCUGAGUCGAGCUGGGAGCGUGCCAAAGAUCCCGACAAGCAAGUCAACAUGAUCUGGAACGGCGCAGACAAAGCAGCCCACGACAGCGUCUCCAACAACCAGUCGCCUAGCCCAUCCUCUCAACCACAAAAGCGCACCUUUGCCGUCGGCCUCGAACAAACCACGACCCCAGAAUGCUCCAACACCAUCUCCAAUGGCGACUUCCCCCCAUUCACCACCUGCAAAUCUAAACACGAAAACCGAUACUUCUUCUACCGCCUCGACAACAACGAAGAACCCGACAGCCUGUGCAUCUCUCUACUCAACGACUUCCACCAAGACGAUCAAGGCGCAACAACUGAUGAGUAUCUCUUCGAGCAUCCGACGUGGCCGGCGGGAGAGUGGACACUGAAUCUCUUCGGCGAGGAAUUUGUCUAUAGAAAUGAUGGGCAGAGUCCGGGGGCGCUGUUCAAGGGUGAGCAGCAGAUUGGUUGCUCAGGUGAUCUGGAAAACCAUGAUCCUCUGUCGAAUGAGUUGUGUGAGAACACUCUGACCAAGGAGGAAGGGAGGAAGAGGAAACGGAGACGACUAAUCGGUUGCACGUGGUGAGUGCAUGUGUGGUCAUGGCAAUGACAUGGGUAACUCUUUCUUUUGUUUUGUUAACUUUUACUCUAUGUAGAGUCCUGGGCUAUUUUUUGUUUCCACAAUCUCCCAGGAUUGGGGU